AUGAAUUCUGCCAAAUUCCCCAUCUCAGCUCUUCCGUUGGCCUCCAAAUCCCAGCUCCUCAUCCACGGCCUGACGGCAGACACAUACACUGCAACUCCAGAGGAGUUUCGCGCUAAGGUUCUUGUUGAAACACCUAGUUUGCAGAGGAGAGCAAGGCUCCUUCCCGCCCCUUGCCAUUUCUCUCAUGUUUCCCCGUUUCCUGUUCCUUUCCCCUACAACAUCGAGGCACCAGUUCCCGCGUCUGACGACAGCCAAGGGUCGUACAUCGAGAAAUGGCUGGCAGAAAGAGAAGCCACCCAUCCUCUGCCUCCAUCACCCAACCAUCCGAACGCGCCGUUGAGGAAGUAUUCGUCCAAGAAUCGCGAUCAACCUCUUGACCUCAUUGGCAUCUCCGAAACGGGCCUGAGAGACUGUGUACCCCAUCUCGACGUUGGAGAUGCGUUUGCUGUUCUCGGUGUACCGACUCUUUCCAAUGAACUUGGUGACGAAGGGGAUCCUUACCCGUCCGACAUUAAGGAAGUGGUGGAGGCACGUCAAGACCUGAUUGACGUUCUCAGCGGUCAAUUUAUGCUUAUGUCCCCACCCAAGGAGGAGGUGUCCGAUGCAGUGCCAUUUGCACCAUACUCCCUUCGUUACAGUGGACACCAGUUCGGUUCCUGGGCAGGUCAAUUGGGGGAUGGUCGAGCAAUCACCAUUCACGUUACUCCUCUUCCAAGUAACCCUGAUCUCACUUACGAGUUGCAACUCAAGGGCUCAGGCCGCACUCCGUUCUCUCGUUCUGCGGAUGGUUUAGCGGUCCUCAGGUCUUCCAUUCGAGAAUACCUCUGUUCUGAAGCUAUGGAAGCCCUCAAGAUACCCACCACCCGCUCCCUGACCCUUGUCUCCCUUCCAGCCCUACCCGUCGCUCGCGAGCGCGAAGAGACUGCCUGCGUCCUCACUCGCAUGGCUCCCUCCUUCAUCCGCAUCGGGUGUUUUGAGGCGUUCAAUGGGCCCACAAACAUGUUCUUCUUCGGAGGCGGGCAGCAGAAACCCGACCUCGAAGGCCUGCGGGUGUUGGGAGAGUGGGUUGCAGGUAAUGUGUUAAAGCUGGGUAUUGAGGACGGAAAGGCUUGGGGCGGGGAGAUGGUGCUUGAUGUUGCGAGGAGGAACGCGAAGAUGGUUGCGGGGUGGCAGGCAUAUGGGUUUAUGCAUGGUGUUAUCAACACGGACAAUGUUUCUGUCCUCGGCCUGACCAUUGACUAUGGACCAUAUGCCUUUAUGGAUGUUUUCGACCCUCAUCAUAUCUGUAACCAUACAGACGAAAGUGGUCGAUAUGCUUACAUGUUCCAGCCCAACAUGAUUAUAUACGCCGUUCGUGCCCUGCUCAACUCCCUCGCACCUCUCAUUGGCGCCGAGGCCGAACUAGAAGGUCGGGCUGUCUCCGCUGGAUGGGCAACUGACGCACCAGCAAAGAAGCUUGAUGCAUGGACGAGGAAAGGUCAGGAACUACGAGAUGAGAUGGAGAGGAUCACACAGGAGACGGCGGCUGUCGAAUAUGGGCGACUUAUGCGCAAGCGCCUUGGCCUGAGACGCCAGGACAACACAGAUGAAUCGACGCUCUUCAAGCCCCUGCUCACGAUAAUGGAACAGCACCGCCUCGACUUCCACUCGACGUUCCGUACCUUAUGCUCCUUCAAGCCAUCCAUCCUCUCUCAACUAGACCAAGCUCCUCCACCAGACAAGGACAAGGACAUAUCACCCGAGCUGCAUGCCUUCAUCGCGACACUCCUCGUCGCCACCCCGGAUCCCGAUAAAGUCGCCUAUGGAGAGGCUACAGCAAACUGGCUUGGGUGGCUGGAGAAGUAUUCCAAGCGUAUUCUAGACGAGAAAGAUAACUGGAAUGGCAUUGAGGACGUUGAUGCUGAGAGGGAAGGAGAGAUGAAAGGCGCGAACCCGAGGUUCGUGCUCAGACAGUGGGUGCUCGAGGAGGUGAUCGGGAAGGUCGAGAGAGACUCGAACAGCGGGAAGCGGGUGCUUGCAAAGGUUAUGCAUAUGGCAUCCAACCCAUUUGAACCGUGGGGUGCAGAAGGAGACGAACGACACGAAUCUGAACUGGAGAAGGAAGAAAAGGAAGAGAGAAGGUACUGUGGCCUUGGCGAGAAGAAGAUGCUUGGGUUCCAGUGCAGUUGCUCGAGCUAG
Messenger RNA from Cyclocybe aegerita, 2178 nucleotides. NCBI's taxonomy places the organism in Eukaryota, Fungi, Basidiomycota, Agaricomycetes, Agaricales, Hemipholiotaceae. The record is from the annotation of a GenBank genome assembly.